Molecule: messenger RNA, 1790 nt
Organism: Leptopilina heterotoma
Lineage: Eukaryota; Metazoa; Arthropoda; Insecta; Hymenoptera; Figitidae
Gene: yellow-b
Product: protein yellow
Exons: 6
Coding region: 299-1681 (460 amino acids)
Cellular component (GO): extracellular region
Source: RefSeq, a predicted model, not a curated record
AAUUCCUCAGUAUGUCGCGCGGUCUCUCCGCGUUCGCGUUUUCCGAAUUUUUGACCACUCUACCUUCUAAUAAUUUAAUUAUUACAUCAACAAAAAAAGUCAUUCACAGAAACUUUCAUUUUUCAACCCGUUAAUCGUUUCAUUAAUCAUACUUUUAUUUAUUUUUGCAUAAAAAAAAUUACCAUUGUUUGGAAAAAAACUUGGAUUCUAUUCGAGGAACGCAGAUAGUGUGAAUAAAAACACUGAUUUUAUUUAUAUUUUAAGAAUAAAGAAAGGAAAUUAAAACUUAUUUAUUGGGAUGCGGAAUAGAAUGGGAAGGACAAUGCUGUUGUCCAUGACAGUAAUAUGUCUAAUUAAUGGUUUGUUAGCGAUAGACAAUCUAAAAGUGAUGUAUCAAUGGAAACAAAUUGACUAUGACUGGCCAAAUAAUGAGACGAAACAAAUGUUUCCAUUUUAUCGUCAGGAAGAUAAUUUGCCCUUGGGAUUGGAGGUCGCUGGAAAUAGAUUGUUUGUAACGGUUCCGAGAUGGAAACCAGGCGUGGCUGCUAGUUUAAACUACAUUAUGCUUAACGAUACACGGGAAUCCCCGCCUUUAAUACCAUAUCCAACAUGGGAGGCACAUCAAUAUAAACCAGGUGGAAAAAUACCCGAUAUUGUAUCAGCAUUUCGUAUAAGAGCUGAUCGUUGUAAUCGAUUAUGGGUAUUGGAUACGGGUCUCAGUAAUAUUGCCGAUACACCGGAAAUGCAAAAACCACCGACAUUAAUUAUUUACGAUCUAUCAAAUGAUCGUAUUUUACGUAAUUACACAAUACCUGAAAAUCAAAGAACAGCCGAUUCAUUAUUUGCAAAUAUUGCCGUUGAAGAUGAAUCUUGCACUGAUAGUUAUGGAUAUUUAGCUGAUCUUGGUGGUCCUGGUAUUAUUGUCUAUUCAUGGCGACAUCAUAAAUCAUCACUUGUUAAGAAUAAAUUUUUCCUUCCUGAACCUGAGAGUAGUAAAUUUAAUGUCUCGGGAAUAGUCUUCCACUGGAAUGACGGAAUAUUUGGUAUGGCUUUAGAGCCAACUGGAGAUGGUUAUAGUACAUUGUAUUUCCAUCCACUUUGCAGUACAAAAGAAUAUUCCGUUAGCACAAAACUUCUCAGGGAUGAACAACUUGCCAAUAAGCAAGAAUCUGAAAAUCAGUUCAAAGAAUUAGGAUCACGAGGUAUAAACGGACAGAGCAGUGUCAGCUUUUUGGAGCCAAAAUCGGGAGUUCUUCUUUACGCUUUAGUGAAUCUCAAUGCGAUUGCAUGCUGGAAGACUGGUACACCAUAUGAUAUUCAAAAUCAUCGACCUAUUUAUAUGAAUAACGUUACUUUGGUAUUCCCGAAUGAUCUUAAGAUUGAUCCGAAUGGAAAUAUUUGGGUGCUCUCGGAUCGACUGCCACAAUUUAUGUACGAUCGAUUGGAUCCAAAUGAUUAUAAUUUUAGAAUUUUAACUGGUUCAAUGAAGGAGGCUGUUCAGGGAACGGCGUGCGCUGCUGAUUCAUCUGCACGUUCAACACAGACAACUAACAAUAACAAUCGAAAUGGAUAUGGCCGAAGUGAAAAUGGUUUUGAUGUAAAGCCCAAUGGAAGUGAAAGACCAUUUUGCUCUUAUGCAAUUGUACUUUUAAUGACAAUUCUUAUCAAAACAUUCUUCUAAGUCUGUAUUUUUAUUUUUCUUAAUUUACUUUUUACGAACAUUUAAAAAUUAAGUCUGUAAAUUACUGCAUUUUUUUAGAUUUUAAGAAAAAGUUGCUUCCUUUUUUGUC